This is a messenger RNA of Nilaparvata lugens (brown planthopper), 1191 nucleotides long. RefSeq lists its product as uncharacterized. The record is from RefSeq and is a predicted model, not a curated record. The transcript has a single exon. Lineage: Eukaryota; Metazoa; Arthropoda; Insecta; Hemiptera; Delphacidae. The coding region runs from base 1 to 1191 and encodes 396 amino acids.
AUGAUACUGGGGGAUUUCAAUGCAAAGGUUGGUGGAGGCCCACAGAAUGAAGUCAUGGGUAAAUUUGGACUUGGAGUAAGAAAUGACCGUGGUGACAGAUUACUAACAUUCUGUCAAGAAAACAAGAUGGUUCUUGCCAACACCUUUUUCAAGCUGCCAAAAAGACGUCUCUACACCUGGACUUCACCUAGGGAUAGGCCAGGUGCAAUAAUGCGUAAUCAGAUUGAUUACAUCACAAUUAACCACAGGUUCAGAAACUCAGUUAAGAGUGCGAAAACAUACCCUGGAGCCUUUAUUGGAUCAGACCACAAUAUUUUGGUUGCAGAAGUUUGCAUCAGGUUGAAGAAGCUCAUCCAACCAAAGUUGCCAGACCGAAUAGAUGUCAACAAAUUGAAAGAUGCAUCUACCAGGAUUAAAGUUGUCCAUGAUCUAAAUGAGAAACUUGAUAAUGUCACAGUCAACAAAGAUAACCAGGGAAUUGAAGCGGCAUGGCAGAACAUUAAAACAGCAAUUCUGGAGCCAUGUAAAAAGCAUUUGAAAAGAAUGAAACAUAAGAAAGAGAAAGACUGGAUGACAGAAGACAUCUUGAAUCUCAUGGAAACACAUCAGAGGCUCAAGGCUUCAAAUGUGGGGAAGGUUGAGAUGAGAAAGAUUCAGAACAGGAUUCGGUAUGAGUGCAGGCAGGCCAAGGAACAGUGGUUAAGACAGAAGUGUGUAGAGAUGGAACAUCUACAGGCAUUGCAUGAUACCCACAACAUUCACAAGAAGAUCAGUGAACUCACUGGGAGGAGAGACCAGAGGACACAUUAUCUCCUGAAUGAUGUGGGUAAGAUAGUCAUAGACACAGAUGAACAGCUUAAACUGUGGGAGGAGUACAUAGAGAGGUUGUUUGCUGAUGAAAGAGAGGAAAUGGCAAAUAUAGAAGAAACAACGGGUCCAGAUAUUUUGAAGGAGGAAGUUGUCUAUGCGAUCCAUAAUAUCAAAAAAGGCAAAGCAGCGGGACCGGAUGAACUCCCUGGAGAUGUUUUGCAGCUGUUAGAUGAGAGGCAUGUUGCCAAGUUGACGGAUUUGUUCAAUAUGAUUUACAAGAGUGGAAAACUUCCGGAAGAUUGGCUAAAAUCUACAUUAUCACACUUCCCAAAAAACAUAAUGCAAAGAAAUGUGAAGAACACCGCACAAUCAGCCUUAUGA